ACACACAACGCACACACACACACACACACACAACGCACACACACACACAACGCACACACGCACAUUCACACCCACCCACCCCAACGCCACCGCUGUCACCCACAUCCACAAAUCAGUAAUCCAGAAGCACACGCACACGCACAUCCCAAACUGGCGCCCGCCCAUAUGGCGACAGAGAGCAACGACUUGCGACCCAAGGUCGCCGUCACCGCCGCAGGUGGCUGGGUGGAGAACGGGUUUGGCGAGAUUCUGUGGCUGCUGCGCGCAGGCAAAUGGGAUUUGCCCAAAGGCCGACUGGAGGCGGGCGAAACCGUGCCGGAGUGUGCUGUCAGAGAAGUGAAGGAAGAGUGCGGCCUGACCGAAGUGCAGCGCGGCGAGAAGAUCAUCGAGACCGUGCACGAGUACGAGCAAAACGACCGCCGCUUCGUCAAGACCACCCACUGGUUCCGCAUGUCUGUGCUCGGGCGCCCGCCCAUCUCCCCACAGGCUGACGAGAACAUCGACCGCGUCGCAUGGCUGCCUCACAAGGAAUGGCUCGCCGUCCUCGACUCAACCUUCCCCAGCGUUCGCAAGGUUGUUGCGGCUGUUUCACCCAGCGACAGCCCUGAAAACAGACUGAACAACGACACCCCCGACGACAACACCACCACCACCACCAACAACAGCAACAGCGACACCAACGGCGGCGAUAACAAUGACAACAACAGAAGCAACAGCAACGAUGCAACUGGCACACCGCACAACAGCACGACCAACGACGAAGCCAAUACCACUGACACGAGUGAUAUGCAGACACAGCGCGAGGAUGCUGACACCAGAAUAUCCCCGGCAGCCGCAACCGCAAAUGACCCUUCACGACAACGGAGUGAACAAGCAAAGUGUGAGCAGCAGCGUGACGCGUCCGAGCAGUCCACAGCCAUGGACAUGUCCGCGGACAAGGAAAACGGCGUGGACAGCAGCGCUUCUUCCUCCCAACAACAUGGGCAGCCAGCCACAAGUGCACGCGAUGCAGGCCCCAGUGCAGGAGACAGCCGAGCUGGUGCCCUGACUGCCACGCGGCUGGACGAUGACGGUGAGGAUGACGGGUUCUUUGGCCCUCGCCCGGUGCUGAGCGGCGACCGGUCCAGUCUACGCGGCGACGAGAGCCCCAUCAUCGGUCCGCAGGCGCCACCUGGCCUUGAAGAGCAGCAGCAGCACGAGGAGAUGCCGUCACUCUCUGAAGAGGCGACGCGGGAGCUUCAGGCAACACUGGUGCCGUGUCCUGUGAAGCUUUACAAGCAGGGCGGCGACCAGUGGGACGAGCAGCCCGAGGGCACCAUCUCCCUGGACCUCGCAGACAACCUUCAUCUCACCAUCACCGCCACAGACUCCUCAGAGACACUGUUUGACCUGCACCUGACCGAGGCGCGGUCGUGCCAGAUUCAGCAGGCGUUUGUGCUCCUUGGCUACGGCGAACCAGAGGAGGUGGUUGCCAUCAGCUUCAAUGACGAUGACGCGUGUGCAGCCUACUCAAACGCCAUUUGCACAUUCCUGCAAGCGGACACGGCGAGCGAUGACGAUAUGCUCGGGGAGCCGGACAACAACUUGUUCACCCCGGUGGACCUGCCCCCUCCAGACCUCGCGCAUUUGGAUGCGUACGACAAGUUCCUGACGGAGGUGCUUGACAUCAGGCAGCAGUCCAUGUCCACACAGAAUAUGGACAUGCGUCGAGAGGCGCUCAUGAAGAUCAAAGGAUUUGGGCACCACAUGCUGUCGCAUGUGGACACAUUCUUCGACACGUUUGAGAAAUGUGACGACCUGGAGGACGACAAGGCGCUCGGCACCAUCUACAACAUCUCCCUCGUCAUGCUUCUCUCCUGCAUGCCAGAGCUCUUUGACUUGUUGACGCCGCCGCAGUAUCUUGAGCGGUUCAUCGGCACGCUCGAGACGAAGCCCGACGGCUCCAAGACGGAGCACCGCGAGCACCUCAACUCGGACACCCGUUUCCAGGAGAUUGAGCCGUUGAACGAUGACGAUCUUCGCUUCCGCAUCCGGCAGCUGUAUUACAUCACGUAUCUCAAGGACGUUAUUCUCGCCGGCUUCAUCGACGACCAGCUCCCCUUUGUCCUCGACUCCCACGCCAUCUUCGCAUCUGGCGCCAUCCUGGAGAAGCUUGUUACCAUGCCCACCUACCUCAAGUCUAUCCUGUCCGCCGACCCGGGCCAGUCGCAGGACCGUACACGCAAGCAGGCCAUGUUUCUGCUUGAGGUGUUUACGGUGAGCGGUAACCAGCAAUCUGUGGACAAGCCCGUCGUGUACAAGGCUCUCGCCGACAGCGGCCUCUACAACGUCAUCAACAUCUGCCUGCAAAGCGACCACAAAGAGACGCGGCACAACGCCGUGUGUGCCGUUUGCAAGGCUCUCGAGAACAACACGCCCUCCAUCAGGCAGAUUAUUCACAAGAACGAGUGGGCGCUGCCGUCUGAACUGAUCCGCGCGUUUGCCAAGGAAACAAGCAUUGCGACCUUGACGAUGCUGAGCCAUGCGUUGGAGAUGCUGUACGACGUGGACACAUUCAUCGAUGCAGAGGCGACCAAAUCUGCGCUGCUGAACAUGCUGUACAACUCGGAUGUGCUGUUUCCGCGGCUGGUAUCGCUGUUCUCCAUGCCCCCAGAUGAGAUGCGCACACCGCACGGGCGGGAGAAGCUCGUCAUUCUCAUGCAGCUCAUCAGCCACUGGCUUCCGACACACACCUACCACAUCAAGUCCUUUGUCACCACCAAGAACCUGCUUGGUCAGGCGGCAAAGGUGGUUAAGGCCAACGACAAACUCCUGACCCUCGCCUUUGCCCGCCUUUUGUCCCACGUGGUGCAGACAAAGAACACCCUGUUUUACCGCAAGCUCGUCGCAGGCAACUUGAUGGAGCCUGUGAUGAAGGCGUUUAAUGCCGUGAAGCAUCGUUACAAUAUGCUCACAUCCACCGUCCUCAGCAUCAUCGAAUUCACAGCAACGAACAAUCUGCCAGCGAUACGCGAUUACCUGGUCAAGAACUUUCGUCAGAUUCUUGAAAACAUCGACCAGCACCCCUGUGGCAAAAACCUCGUAUUAAGGUUUGAGCAGAGGUUUGACGAGAGUGCUGCUGGUUCGCUGGGCAACGGUGGCGGGACGACGGUUGCUGCUGCUGCCGCUGCCGCCCUGCGGAGCCGGUUCAGAAAGGAUGGCUCCAUGACUGAGGAAGAGGAAAACUACUUUUCCGAGGACAGCAUUGAUGCAGACGAGUCUGAGCAGCGGGAUGACCAACCACGUAUUAUCAUGCCGAACCAGGUGUCACCAUCGCCGCCGCCACCACCAUCCCACCGCCGCCCGCUUGUGUCGUAUGACGAUGACGACGAUGAUGACGACGACGACGAGGAGGAAUCGUUUUUGACCCGGGCACGCGUGUUGAAGAAACCAAAGUUCACGUUUGCAAUUGGCACCAAGACCGCGUCGUCCAUGUCAGACGACAAGGACCAGCAGCACUCGCGCAGGGAAGGCGUCUCCUCCAGUAUCUUCCCACUCAACACCUGAUUGUGGAUUGUGGGAUGGAUAUUGCGGUGAGAUCCGCAAUGGCGACAUGUGCGGAGGGAGCGUGGUUUUGUGGCCACCACCCCGUACAUUCUCGUCAUCAUCACUUUGCCUUUGUUUGUGACUGUUUCCUGUUGGCGUCGUUGGUGUGUGUGUGUGUGUGUGUGUGUGUGUGUGUGUGUGUGUGUGUGUGUGUGUGUGUGUGUGUGUGUGUCACCAAUUUUGUUCUUUAUAAAGUAUCCUGUGUUUUCCACGUUGUCAUUACUGCUGGUGCGUGUGGUUGGUUGAAACUAGGUGUUGGGCGGUUUGCCUAGAUUGAUGUGACACGUGAAGUUCCCCAUUCCUGUGUGCACUGUCCGCGCACCACAUCGUCUGCGGUUUGUCCUGUCAUCGUCGUGUUUUGUCUUCCUCCAUCUUCCAUCCUUCUUUGACAUGAGAGCUCGCAAGGUUAGCCUGAUCUAGGCAACAACAAAAUAAAAGCCCCCUUAUCCUUCCACCUUCGAC
Salpingoeca rosetta is the source of this 4047-nucleotide messenger RNA. RefSeq lists its product as uncharacterized. Gene Ontology annotation, biological process: DNA damage response; protein dephosphorylation. Lineage: Eukaryota; Choanoflagellata; Craspedida; Salpingoecidae. Gene Ontology annotation, molecular function: hydrolase activity; protein phosphatase activator activity. The transcript is spliced from 19 exons. Gene Ontology annotation, cellular component: protein phosphatase 4 complex; nucleoplasm. The record is from RefSeq and is a predicted model, not a curated record. The coding region runs from base 166 to 3546 and encodes 1126 amino acids.